CCGUCGCGAGGCAAAGUUAUCGGGACGCAGCGUCGGGCGGUAAAUGCUUGGAUUCCUUGUGGAUUCUUAAUGAGACAAAACGCCACUUCUCACAUAAUAUGAAGAAGUCCAAGCCGGUGCUGCAUGACCACCUGAUAUCGAAUCGCGUUAGAAAGUACCUGGAGGAUCAUAUUGGCGAGACAUAUUUGGAUGUGAAACAGAUGACCAGGGAGUUGAUGCAAAAGUAUCCAGAGUACUCGCGUCGCAAAUUCGGUCCCUUCAAGCAGUUGGUUCAUCAAGCAUUCGCCGUUAUAUCGGAAAGUUACAACUUGGACAAGCCCAGCAGUUCGGACGAAGAAUCAGACAGUGACGAGUUGGAGGCACCCACCUCUAACAGCGUGAUGAACAUGAUGAACAGCCUGUACAGCCAGCCUCCGAGGAAGCCGCUCCUGGACAAGCCCAUCAGCGAGCCCAUUGACAUAUCCAGUGGCGACGAUACCGAUGAUGACUCAAAUACCAAGUCCACGAAUGGAAAGUCACCCAAUUCGGCACCGGCACCGGCUCCGACACCGGCACCGACCCCAGCUCCGGCUCCCGUAUCUGCACCCAGCCAUACCAGCGCUCUGAAACGCUUGAUGUCCGAUAAUUACGAACUUGGAUCUGUUGCCAAGAAACUAGUGAAACCCAAUGCUCAUGUUUCCGGACCAGAGGGACCACAUAAGAACCAUGGAAGCUCGGCGAAGAACCACAACGAUGGAUCUGCUCCUCGGCGUGACCAACGGAAUGCGACCCUCAUUUAUCAGCAGCAGCAUCAUCACUAUUCACGUGAUCCACAUACCCCAAAACGAAAGGACAAAAAGAUGCCGGAAUUACGGCAAAUUACUGAGAGUUUCCGCGACCUUGGCGGUAUGGAUAGUACGCUGAAGGAGUUGUGCGAGAAGCUGAUUCACAUCAAGGCGCCAGAGUUCUAUUUUCAUCUGGGAUUAUUGCCUUCUAGGGGGAUUUUGCUGCAUGGCCCGUCUGGGUGUGGAAAAACGUUCCUAGCCCGUGCUAUCAGUGGACAACUGAAGAUGCCGCUCCUGGAAGUGCCAGCCACGGAAUUGAUUGGCGGAAUAUCUGGCGAAUCGGAGGAAAGAAUUCGCGACAUUUUCGAGCACGCUAUCAUGUCAUCGCCAUGCGUCUUGUUCAUUGACGAAAUCGAUGCUAUUGGCGGCAAUCGUCAGUAUGCCUCCAAGGACAUGGAGCGUCGCAUCGUGUCCCAGUUGAUCACUUGCCUGGACAGCAUGAAGGGCAAUGAGUUUGCCCAAUCGGUAGUGGUGAUUGCGGCCACCACUCGUCCCGAUGUCUUGGAUCCGGGUCUGCGACGUUUCGGUCGGUUUGAUCACGAGAUUGCUAUACACAUACCAACGCGCAAGGAGCGACGCGAGAUCUUGCGCAUUCAAUGCGAUACACUGAAUAUUGAUCCGAAGCUCAACUUUGAUAAAAUAGCUGAGCUUACGCCGGGCUAUGUGGGUGCCGAUUUGAUGGCACUCGUUGGCUGCGCUGCCUCCAUAGCCGUGAAGCGUAGAUCCCUGAAAAAAUUCCGCGAGCUUCACGCAGCCAGCGAACAAAAUAUGACCACAGUGACUUUGGAUGACGAUGAACCUAAUGAGCCACCACAGGAGAAAUCUGAGGAGAAGAAAACCGAAAACGCUGAUCCCAAAGAUCAGGAGGAUAAGGAGAAGAGCUAUAAGAAAGAGGAGAAUUCCAAAGAGAAAAAGGUGAAUUCCGAAGAGAAAGAGGAAAAUGCCGAGAAGAAAGAGGAGAAUUCCGAAAAGAAAGAAAAAAAUGCUGAGAAGAAACAGGAAAAGGACGAAAAGAAAGAGGCGAAGUCUGAACAAAAGACUGAUGAAGAAAAGUCUUCAGAAAAACCAGGCCAUACCGAGAACGUUCCCAUGGACGUUGAUCCAGUAAAGAAAGAAGUUGAUGAGCCAGAGGACGAUUUCUACGAGCCCACCCUGGCCGAGCUCACAAACUUCCUGGACAAUCCUCCAGAGGAGUUUUCCGACCCGAACUUUUGCCUCACCCUCGUCGACUUUGUGGAGGCCAUUAAGGUAAUGCAACCAUCGGCCAAGCGCGAAGGCUUCGUAACCGUACCGGAUACCACAUGGGAUGACAUUGGCGCCCUGCAGGACAUCCGUGAUGAGCUUAAGCUGGCGGUUCUGGCGCCCGUCAAGUACCCUGAGAAGCUGGAGCGUCUGGGGUUGACCGCUCCGUCUGGUGUUCUUCUUUGCGGGCCUCCGGGUUGUGGCAAGACACUGUUGGCCAAGGCCAUUGCCAAUGAGGCUGGAAUCAAUUUUAUAUCCGUAAAGGGACCCGAGCUUAUGAAUAUGUACGUCGGUGAGAGUGAGCGUGCUGUGCGUGCCUGCUUCCAACGUGCCAGGAACUCGGCACCCUGUGUCAUAUUCUUCGACGAGUUCGACUCACUCUGUCCCAAGAGAUCCGAUGGCGGAGAUGGCAACAACUCGGGAACCCGCAUCGUUAACCAGCUGCUGACGGAAAUGGAUGGCGUGGAGGAGCGCAAGGGGGUGUACAUUCUAGCUGCCACUAACCGACCGGACAUCAUAGAUCCGGCGAUCCUGCGACCUGGUCGUUUGGAUACAAUUUUGUAUGUGGGUCUGCCAGAGCAAAGCGAGCGAGCUGAAAUUCUGAAGGCUACCACCAAGAAUGGAAAGCGCCCGGUUCUGGCUGAUGAUGUGGAUCUGGAGGAGAUUGCUGCCAAAACUGAAGGCUAUACGGGUGCCGAUUUGGCUGGCUUGGUCAAGCAGGCCUCCAUGUAUGCUCUGCGCCAAUCCCUGAACUCCGGUGACUCGAAUCUCGAGGAUCUGUGUGUCGGCAAUCAGCACUUCAAAGAAGCAUUGCAGAGCCUUCGUCCCUCAGUUGGUGAAAAGGACCGUAAGGUAUACGAAAAGUUGCGACAAAAAUACGCUGCACCGCGAGUGCCAGCCUUUGACGAAAAGUGAACCUCAACAAGUAUUUGUUUGUUGUGAUAGUACAUAGGCACACAUAAUCGAUUAGUAUGUGAAUGGCAAAAGUUUUCUUUCAUUUUUAUUUCCUUUAUAAACCGAACUAAGAAUAUUUUUUAAGUUAUGGUUGAAUUUUUUUUUUAACGAAAUGAAGUUAAAAAAAUUAUAAGUUUUGCGAAACAACUAAGAAAAAAGUUAGAACGACGUAAUAAAGCGUAUAUUUAGAA
Messenger RNA from Drosophila bipectinata, 3211 nucleotides. It is a transcript of the gene smid, whose product is annotated as nuclear valosin-containing protein-like smid. Gene Ontology annotation, cellular component: nucleus. Gene Ontology annotation, molecular function: RNA binding; ATP binding; preribosome binding. NCBI's taxonomy places the organism in Eukaryota, Metazoa, Arthropoda, Insecta, Diptera, Drosophilidae. Gene Ontology annotation, biological process: ribosome biogenesis. The record is from RefSeq and is a predicted model, not a curated record.